This is a messenger RNA of Aspergillus ruber CBS 135680, 1350 nucleotides long. RefSeq names its product MFS general substrate transporter. Lineage: Eukaryota; Fungi; Ascomycota; Eurotiomycetes; Eurotiales; Aspergillaceae. Gene Ontology annotation, molecular function: transmembrane transporter activity. The transcript is spliced from 2 exons. Gene Ontology annotation, biological process: transmembrane transport. The record is from RefSeq and is a predicted model, not a curated record. Bases 1 to 1350 code for a protein of 449 amino acids.
AUGAUUCCGGAAUAUCGGCCGGAUCAGCGAUUGGAAUACGGUGAUUCAGAGAAUGUUGCGAGUCAGGAGGAUGUUCCGCCCGAUGGCGGGUAUGGAUGGGUGUGCACUGCGUGUGUUUUUCUCAUCAAUGCUCAUACUUGGGGUGUCAAUAGUGCAUGGGCCGUCUUCCUGGCACACUACCUUUCCAACUCAACAUUCCCCGAAGCCACAGAACUACAAUACGCCCUGAUCGGCGGUCUUUCUAUAUCCCAAGCCCUCCUAAUCUCCCCCGUUGUCUCACUAUCCAACCGGAAAAUAGGAACCAGACCUACACUUCUUAUCGGAUCAAUUCUUGUAUUCGUUUCACUGCUCGGGGCAUCCUUCUCGACCAGGAUCUGGCACCUGUUCCUAAGCCAAGGACUAUGUUUCGGAUAUGGAAUGGGAUUCCUGUACAUCACAGCCACAUCCAUCCUCCCAAAAUGGUUCUCGAAAAGACGCAGCCUCGUCCUUGGCAUCGCGACAUCUGGUGCUGGUAUGGGCGGAUUAGCGUAUAACCUGGGAGCUGGCGCAGGUGUGGAAAGUGUGGGAUUGCCAUGGACAUACCGAAUCCUAGCUUUCUGCUCCCUCACAAUGAACCUAAUCUGCUCUGUCCUUCUCAAAGACCGCAAGAGCCCAACUUCAGCACGUUCGGAAGGAAAAGCCUUUGACUUCCGCGAAUAUGCACGCAUCCAAGUCAUCCUAGUUGUCUCCUGGGGCUUCCUCACAGAACUAGGCUAUAUAACCCUCCUCUAUUCAUUACCAAACUACGCCAUCUCAAUCGGCCUUUCCGCGCGCCAAGGCUCCGUCAUUGGCGCCAUGCUAAACCUAGGCCUCGGCCUCGGCCGCCCCCUAGUAGGCUACUACUCCGACGUGCUCGGCCGCAUAAACAUGGCCUCGAUAAUGACCUGCACCUGCGGCAUUCUCUGCCUGGCCAUCUGGGUCCCCGCAAAGACCUUUCCGGUACUUAUCGUCUUCGCACUCCUCAGCGGCUCCGUUACUGGCACGUUCUGGUCGUGCUUUGCACCUGUUACUGCAGAGGUUGUAGGGAUGCAGAAGAUGCCGUCUACGCUGGGGAUGAUUUGUUUUUCGUUGGUGUUACCGACGACAUUUGCGGAGCCGAUUGCGUUGCAGAUGGUUGGGAGCUCGGGGUAUUUGAGUUCGCAAAUUUUUGUGGGGUGUAUGUUUCUUGCUGGGGCAGGGUGUACGUUUGCGUUGAGAUCGUGGAAGAUCCAUGAGAUUGAGAUGAAGGCUAGAAGUGAGUUGGAGCAGGGGUCAGGGAAGAAGGAUUUUUGGCUUACGCCGAGGAGGUUGUUUAUGACGAGGAGGGUUUGA